This is a messenger RNA of Aplysia californica (California sea hare), 3273 nucleotides long. Its product is annotated as alpha-L-fucosidase. Gene Ontology annotation, biological process: fucose metabolic process; glycoside catabolic process. The record is from RefSeq and is a predicted model, not a curated record. Gene Ontology annotation, molecular function: alpha-L-fucosidase activity. Gene Ontology annotation, cellular component: lysosome. NCBI's taxonomy places the organism in Eukaryota, Metazoa, Mollusca, Gastropoda, Aplysiida, Aplysiidae. The transcript has 8 exons. The coding region runs from base 12 to 1448 and encodes 478 amino acids.
CAGGUGUGGCAAUGGAGAGCAAGAGUUUCAUAAGAGAUGGAUUGAAAUUAAAAAGCACCUCAAUAUUGUUCCUUUUGCUGAGCAUAACCCAGAUGACAUUAUUGACUGCUGGUCAUUAUAAGCCCACAUGGGAGUCGCUGGACUCCCGUCCUUUACCACAAUGGUAUGAUGACGCAAAGCUCGGCAUUUUUGUGCAUUGGGGUGUCUUCUCAGUUCCAAGCUUUUCCUUGAGUUCCGAAGAGUUUUCUUCAGAGUGGUUUUGGUAUGACUGGAAAGGUUGGAGGUAUCCUGGAGUUGUCAAUUUUAUGAGGAAGAACUAUCGCCCAGAUUUCACAUAUGCAGACUUCGCAAAAGCGUUUACGGCAGAAUUCUUUAAUGCUAAUGAAUGGGCGAAACUUUUCCAGAGGUCUGGUGCAAGGUACCUUGUGUUUGUAGCAAAGCAUCAUGAAGGAUUCAAUAACUGGGACUCCAAGUAUUCAUUCAACUGGAAUUCUGUGGAUGUUGGCCCCAAAAGAGAUAUUGUUGGAGAGUUGAUGAAUGCGACACGAAGUCAGACUGAUUUAAAGUUUGGAAUCUACCACUCUCUAUACGAAUGGUUCAACCCAUUGUACAUGAGAGAUAAAAGCCACCUUUUUCUCACCCAAGACUUUGUCGAACAAAAAACUCUUCCUGAGCUCUAUGAACUUGUGAAUAAGUACAAGCCGGAGAUUGUGUGGUCUGACGGAGACAGCGAGGCUCCGGAUGUCUAUUGGAAGUCCCGCGAGUUCUUGGCCUGGCUGUACAACAGCAGCCCUGUCAAGGAUACUGUUGUUGUCAAUGAUCGCUGGGGGUCCAACAUCGGCUGUCAUCAUGGAGGAUUUUACACCUGUGGAGACCGUUUUGAUCCAGGGGUCCUCCUUGCUCAUAAAUGGGAGAAUGCAAUGACUAUAGAUGGACAUUCAUGGGGCUUCCGGCGAAAUGCUGACCUCUCUGAUUAUCUGAGCAUCGAAGAGCUGCUUCAAACCUUUGUGAAAACCAUCAGUUGCGGUGGCAAUAUGCUUAUGAAUGUGGGUCCCCCUCACCACGGUCAUAUCACUCCGAUAUACGAGGAGCGGCUGAGACAGAUGGGGUCAUGGCUCAAGGUCAAUGGAGAGGCCGUGUAUGCUUCACGUACUUGGAACUACCAGAAUGACACAGAGACGCCCAGCGUUUGGUACACAAAGAAAACCUAUGCCCAGAACACAGAUAUCUAUGCCUUUGUCUUCCAUUUGCCAGAAUGGGGUACGCUUGCUCUGGGAGCUCCUACCGUGUCAAAAAAGACUCAAGUCACUCUACUAGGACAUAAUAUGCCCCUCAGUUUUCGGCCUGCACCAUCCCAAGGCUUGGAUAUAUUUAUUCCUCCUCUCAGCAUUUCUCAGAUACCUUGUAAAUGGUUAUGGGUGUUCAAGAUCACUGCUGUGACAAAUUGAUUUUGUGAUUCUCCCAAGCUUUAGAUUGAUCUAUAUAGCCUAUAUUGCGUUGAGGGGGUGCGACAAAUUUGCAACACAGUGCUUUAAAGCAGGUUUGGUACAGGAGAGGAAAUUUUGCAAUGAUUAAGAGCAUUGUUCCAUUUUUUAAGUCACAGUCAUCUCAACUUGUGUGUAUCCUGGUAGAUGAAGCACCUCUAAUUGCAUUCCACGAAAUUUAUAAUUUAUCCAUAAAAAUAGCCUGUCUUUCUGCCUGUUAUAAACUUGUUGCAGGAGUUUCCUUUAUGACUACACAUUCUUGUGUGUACUUUUCCACAUGUAAACACAAUAUAUUAAUGUGUCAUAUUAGUGAGUGUGUUGAAGGACAUCUAUUGUGAGACACAGUAUUCACACUCUUUGCUCUACCUGUGGGUAGUCUAAUGAUUAGGCUACCGGUCUCAUAAUCGUGAAGUUGCGAGUUCAGGGAUUGGAGGCUUAGGCCCGACUUUGUGUCGUUGGGAAAGUACUUUACUCAAAUUUACCUCACUUCACCCAGGUGGGAAUGGCUACCCGGCCAAAGACAGCAAAAGAUGUUGUCUGUUUGCUAGUGUUUUAGAGCCUGUAAAAUGGUAGCUUGCACUGUAUGCUUCCCUGGAAAUUGAGAUUGUUUCAGAAUGUUAUCAGUUGUAUCAGAUCUUCUGGAAUAAUAAUAAUUAAGGUUGUAAAGCACAUUAAUAGAGUUUGCUAUUUUGAGCUUGAAUUUGCACUUUACAAAUGCUGUUUAUUAUUAUCGUUGUUAUUGCUCUCAAAGAACAUAUCGUAAAUAAUUUGAAUCCCAGGUGGAAAAGAGAUCUGUCUUUCCAAUUUUCUAAUGAUAAGUGAUAUCCCUUAAUGGCAAACUCAGUUUGGUCCCAAUCAGCAGGGUUAAAGCAUCUUGCUUCGUAAAUUACCCAAAUUGCAUUGAAGAGGGGAGAAAUGUAAAAAUCUACAAUCAAACGAGUAUCGAUGCUUUAGUUUUCCUAAUUUUGUUUGAAAGUGCUUUGCGCACUAUGUGUAUAUAGUCCAUUGCAUGUAUCAUUAUUAUGACUGUUGUCCUCACAAAAGAUAAGAUCCCAGUGCCUUGUAAUGCUCACAAUAUAUUUUUUAGAAAAAUAGUUCUCAGGGAAACCAGGAUGAUAGGCUUUGGAAUCUUAGAGAUAUGCCAUUGUACUUACAUGAAGAAAUGCCGUGAUCAUUAUCAUCAUAAUACCAUCUAAAUCAUUAUUAAUAUGAUUACAAUUGUCUAUUAUUAAUAUAAUUACUAUACUUAUCAGCCUGUUGCACCCUUUUUCUGCCCCGCUUGCAUAGCCCAUUUCUAAGUAAUUCUGUUCAUUUAAAAAAAAUUUCCUGAGUGUCUGUUCUUUUCAGAAUUCAGAAGUCUGAUUUUUUUCAAUUGUUUUCUCAUAUUCUACUUGCCAGCAUUUUUCAUCUCUGAAGUUAUAAAGUUAAAGCAUGGCAACUGAAACUGGUCAUGACUAUGUCCUGUUAUUUGAAUUAGACAUAUUUCUCCUAAUGUGUCUCUUACUGAAGCAGAAUCACUUUCAUCAUGUUGCAACCCUUUUUCUUCCUCUCCAUCAUAACCCAUCUGUGCUAGUAAUUAUUUUCUUUUUCUUUUUCCUGCUAAAGAUAACCAAACUAUCUAAUGUUCCCUUCAGACCCAAAGAAUUAAUAGUACCAGUUUAGGCAUGGAUGUUAGUGUUAACUGUUAUUGAAUGCUGGGCAAACCUAAGGGACCGUUGGGGGCUCUCGUGGCCUAGAGGUUAAGGUGUUCGCCUCUCAUUCAAAGGUCCCAGGUUCGAAUCCGGGUUUU